GUCAGGCCAGGCCCAGCCCAGCCUGUGGGACUCAACAACUUCGGAGGCGUCAGUGAGAACCCUCCCACACUCCUCUCCUUGCCCGCCCACCCUGGUGGCCUGAGAUGACCAAGUCCCCUCUCUGGACUCCAGGGCUUCUAUGAGGAGGUGGCCAACCCACUGCUGACCGCAGUGGAGGUGGAAUACCCUGAGAACGCUAUCCUGGACCUGACCCGGAACACUUACCAGCACUUCUAUGAUGGCUCUGAGAUCGUGGUGGCUGGGCGCCUGGUGGACGAGGAAAUGAACAACUUUAAGGCGGAUGUGAAGGGCCACGGGGCGCUCACUGACCUGACCUUCACGGAGGAGGUGGACUUGAAGGAGAUGGAGAAGGCCCUGCAGGAGCAGGACUACAUUUUCGGGAGCUACAUUGAGCGGCUCUGGGCCUACCUCACCAUUGAGCAGCUGCUGGACAAACGCAAGAACGCCCAUGGAAGUGAGAAGGAGAACCUCACAGCCCAGGCCCUGGACCUGUCCCUCAAGUACCACUUUGUGACUCCACUGACCUCCAUGGUGGUGACCAAGCCUGAGGACAGUGACAACCAGAUGGCUAUUGCUGACAAGCCUGGCGAAGGUGGACACGGGGAGUGAAGGCCAGAACUGGGA
Molecule: messenger RNA, 645 nt
Organism: Myotis davidii
Lineage: Eukaryota; Metazoa; Chordata; Mammalia; Chiroptera; Vespertilionidae
Product: inter-alpha-trypsin inhibitor heavy chain H3-like
Exons: 3
Coding region: 283-630 (115 amino acids)
Source: RefSeq, a predicted model, not a curated record